AUGUACUCCUCUCCCCAAUCUCAACACCUCUCCCUCGGGGCCUUCUCUCCUCCAGAUCAAGCGACGGCGGCGGAGGAGGAAGACGAGGAGGCGGAGCAUGCGAGGCUUUUCCCCUGCCCUUACUGCGACCGUAAGUUCCUCAAAUCCCAAGCCCUCGGCGGCCACCAGAACGCCCACAAACGCCAGCGCACCUUUUUCCUCCACCUCCCUCCUCCUCCUCCGAUUCCGCCGCCGGUCUUCCCCAUCUCCGCCCACGGCUUCAGAUCCGCCCCCUACGACCGACCCACCGGCGCCGUCGCCGCCGCUCGGUUCGUCGCCGUCCGCGGGAGGGCAAACUGCGACGCCGAGGACGACCAGACGCUCGAUCUGCUCAACUGGAGACGGGGAUCCUACUGUCGCCCAGAGGCGCCGGCGGAUCUCGGCGACACCUCCGGCGAGCCGACGACGGAGCUUGAUCUGUCUUUGAGGCUUUAG
Messenger RNA from Zingiber officinale, 474 nucleotides. Its product is annotated as zinc finger protein GIS2-like. The coding region runs from base 1 to 474 and encodes 157 amino acids. The transcript has a single exon. The record is from RefSeq and is a predicted model, not a curated record. Lineage: Eukaryota; Viridiplantae; Streptophyta; Magnoliopsida; Zingiberales; Zingiberaceae. Gene Ontology annotation, biological process: negative regulation of abscisic acid-activated signaling pathway.